GGAAAAAGAACAUAAAAACGACUUUGAAAGUCAAUACACAAAUAACAAUCCCACUACUUCUACUUCAGUACUCUCUAUCCUAAAGACUUUAAAAGACAGACUUUCUGUUCGUCUUUCUUCACAUGACUCAAACCAACAUCCAAGCUUGUGCAACUGAGUUUUCUUUCUUCUUUCUGGGUUCAACGCUCUUUCUCAGAUAAUUAGUGACAAAAGCAUGAAGCAUGCAUCGUUUUUUGUUGUUGUCGUUUGGGCUCUGUUUGGGUUUCUGGGAAAGGGGUUUUCAGCAGUUUCAGAGGUUUGGGGCCAGGCUUCAGACUUUGAAUUUGGAGGUGAAUCUGGUUUCCAUACUGAAUCUCAAGUAACCUAUAACUAUGAUCGAAUUGAUGAAGUGAAAGAACAGUGUAAAUCUGUGUUAUCUUCUGCUUCUGAAUUGAAAACUGAUGGCAAUAUUAUUAAAAGAGAUCUAUUUUUGAAGAACGGGGAUUGGUUUCAGGUCAAGGGUCAAGCCCCAAUAAUGCCAUUUGAUGAUAGAUAUCGAACUACUGAGAAGAACUCAACGAUGUUUGAGUACAUUUCAAACCCGAAGCCGAAGGGUGAUCCCUUGAACUUGGUUUCAUUCCAGGUUACACAUGUGAGCCCUUUCCAUCGAUCAAAGAAGUCUGUUAGUAUCAGUGGCACUCUGAACUUAGCCAUUACUGAAGAUGGUGAGUCUUAUUGGUAUGGUGGGCGUAAGAGCCCUGAGUUUCAUAUUUGGCCGGGGUUUUCGAAUCUCCUUAUUGAAUUCCAAGGGGUUUACACUGAAUCUGAAAAUAAUGGAGGGGAAAGAGUGGUUUGUAUGUUGGGGAAUGCGAUGUUGCCAUCUCGAGAAUCGAAGCCUACUAAUCCAUGGGAAUGGGUGAAUGCUUCUUCACCUUACAGCUACGAGAACCCUCCUUCAUCGCAGGAUGAUAAGAUUCUACUUGUUCUUCGCUUGCCAAAGAAGCUUAAUUUGACGAGCAGAGCAAUCCGAGGCCAAAUGAGUAGUUUGAACGCGAAAGCGAACCAAAAGUACUUUGAUGAUGUUUACAUAGUGUCACAGUUGGGGAGAAAAAGUUCAUCAAUCUAUUAUGACUUCACCUCUGAUAAGCUGGUUUCGAAAGCCUGUGAUCCUUACCCGUAUAAGAUAACUGAUGAUGGCUCGUUGUUGAUACCGGGAAUAAGUGUCUACAAAGGGAAUCAUUUUUGUGAUAUGUUUGAGGAGAUCACCUCGAAUCGACAACCUUUCACCGUUCUGCCAAACUGGAAUUGUAGUGGGAAAGAUGAAUUCUGUAGCAAGUUGGGUCCAUUUGGGAUCAACAAAACAGAUGGUGGUUUCAAAGGUGUCAGCCUUUAUAUAAAAGUGGUUAGAUGUGAGCAAUCAAAUGGCCACGGAAGUACCAGUUCAGCAAAACUGUCAGUUGAAUUUAGAGCCUCUCCUCCAUCGGAGAAUCCAUAUACUGCCUCCAGGAGAUCAGGGAUUGGAAACUUGACUGUUGCUGCUGAGGGAAUUUGGAAUUCUACCAGUGGGCAGCUUUGCAUGGUUGGUUGCCCUGGAAUCGUUGAUCCUGAAGGGAAUGGAUGCAAUUCUCGUAUCUGUUUGUAUAUCCCUACCUCAUUUUCUUUAAAGCAAAGAAGCAUUAUGUAUGGGACUUUUUCAAGCAUUAGUUCAAACGCUCCAUCAUACUUUCCCCUUUCAUUUCAAAAGUUUAUAAACCACCCUUCAUAUCUCCGGAACUACUUUCAAGGCUCACAUCCAUCUUACAGUUACUCAACCGCUACAAGAGCUGAUACCAUCUUGAAAAAAAAUGAGGACUUCAGUCUUCAAACUACGAUCAAGAAAUCAUUGCUGAAAUUCCCAAAACUUGAAGAUGCUGCAAACUAUAACGUUAGCCUUUCUCUUCUCUCAGAAGAUCUCACAUUCUAUACCUAUGCUGCCCCAGAUUCAAAGACUCCUAAAUCUCGGGUUCGAAGAACAAAUAUUCAGAUGAAUAUUCUCUCACUUGGCCCCCUAUUUGGGAGCUUUUCAAGAAAUACAUUCAGUUUCGGCGCGGUUGACAGUGAGACUGAGACUCCAUACCACACUAAGGCUGAAUACACAGAGAAUCAGCUCCUUUUGAAUGUGUCAGGCCUGCUCACAGUCACUGGAGGAGAGGGGUACAGUAAUAUUUCGGUACUUUUCUUGGAGGGUAUCUAUGACCAACGUGUUGGAAAAAUGUUCUUAGUUGGCUGUAGGGAUGUGCGAGCCUCUUGGGAAAUAUUACAUAAGAGCCAGGAUCUUGAAGCCGGGUUGGACUGUUUGAUUGACGUGAUUGUAUCGUAUCCUUCUACUACAGCUCGCGGGUUAGUCGAUUCGCUUGCCAGAAUUAACAUAGCCAGCAAAAGAAAUGACGAUGACCCUCUUCAUUUCAGUCAAGUCAAGUUCCAAACUGUCCCAAUAACUUACAGGAAUCAGAGGGAAGACUUCCUAUCUCGUAGGGGAAUUGAGGGAAUCCUCAGGAUUCUGACUCUUUCAUUUGCGAUUGCUUGUAUUACAGCGCAAUUGUUUCACACUCAGAGGAAUACGGACUCUGUUCCAUACAUGUUUCUUGUCAUGCUUGGGGUCCAAGCAAUUGGAUACAGUAUUCCUUUAGUCACAGGCGCCGAAGCUCUCUUCAAGAAGGCUAGUUCUGAAUCCUACCAAUUGUAUAACUAUCUCGAAAGCAGCCGAUGGUUCGACGUACUUGAUUACACUGUGAAGCUUCUUGUUAUGGUCUCGUUGAUACUGACUCUAAGGCUUUGUCAAAAAGUGUGGAAAUCUCGCGUGAGAUUGCUAACACGAGAUCCUCUCAAACCCCAUCGCGUCCCAAGUGACAAGAAGGUGCUUCUGAGUAACGUGGCGAUACAUCUAAUUGGCUACCUACUUGUUCUGUUCCUUCGUAGUACGAGAGGUGACCAAAGGACUAGAAGCUAUGCAUAUAUUGGAGCAAACUCUAUUGUUCAGAGUGAAUGGGAAGCUGAGCUUGAACAGUAUGUUGGUCUUGUCCAAGACUUUUUCCUUCUCCCACAAGUAAUUGGCAACUUGAUAUGGCAGAUUGAUUGUCAAUCACUUAGAAAGCUGUACUACAUCGGAAUCACUUUGGUUAGACUUCUUCCGCAUCUCUAUGAUUACGUUAGCGAUCCCAACAUUCCUUAUUUCCCUGAAGAGUACGAGUUUGUUGAUCCAAGUAUGAACUUCUACUCGAAGUUUGGAGACGUUGCCAUUCCUGUGACGGCAAUUGUUCUUGCAGUUUUGGUUUAUGUUCAGCAGAAGUUGAGCUACGAGAAGCUCAGCCAGAGUCUUACUUUCGGACGGUGCAGGCUUCUUCCAUUUGCAUCAAGAAUAUAUGAAAGGCUGCCUUCAACUUCCAAGGCAUUCGAAGCAGAGCUUUCUCCUGGUGUUAAUGGUGGUAAUAAUGCUAAUGAGAAAGACCACGAUUUGGAAUGAGGUUGCUUUUUUCUCAAAACUAUAUGGUUUGUAAAAAUAUAAAGGUAGGCGUUGAUGGGUGGUUCCUUUUUCUUUGAGAUGUUGGCAUAUAAUAAGAGUGAGAGGCCCUUUGCUUCUGGUUUUUGUUACAAAGCUUACUUGGUGAAUGAGUUUUACAAGCAUGAUCUUCAAAACCUCAUAAAUAAGUAGUGAUUUUCAAAGAAAUGAUAUCUUAAAUAAUAUAUCCACAAUUUAUAAUCAUUCAAAAUUUAUUUAUUGAUUUUUAUGCAUCUUAAGUAUGGCAAAGUAUUAAAACAGAACAAAGCUGCCUGAUCUCAUCACUAAUGCUAUGUCUUUAGAGCAGUUAAUUUCCAUAGAAGGAACACUCUUUUACAGAGAAACAACAUUAUGGAUGCAACCUGCUCUUUUACAGAGUAAUUCAGGUGGUUUUUUAAGUGCCCAAAUCUAAAAAGGGAUAUAGUUGUGUCUUAAAGGCAAGUAAAGUUAAUAGAAGAGAGCAACGUUAUUUCAGUUUAAA
Molecule: messenger RNA, 3998 nt
Organism: Humulus lupulus (European hop)
Lineage: Eukaryota; Viridiplantae; Streptophyta; Magnoliopsida; Rosales; Cannabaceae
Exons: 2
Coding region: 215-3481 (1088 amino acids)
Cellular component (GO): intracellular membrane-bounded organelle
Source: RefSeq, a predicted model, not a curated record